This is a messenger RNA of Eimeria mitis, 1323 nucleotides long. RefSeq lists its product as uncharacterized. The record is from RefSeq and is a predicted model, not a curated record. Lineage: Eukaryota; Apicomplexa; Conoidasida; Eucoccidiorida; Eimeriidae.
AUGCAAAGACAGCUGCAGCAGUGGUUAGAAGAGUUCGCUAAGAGGGCCCCAGACAGCGACGUGGCUCAGCUGCUGCAGCGGAACGAUGUAGAUACAGUUGAGGGCCCCACAGACACAGCAGCAGCAGCAGCAGGUGGUGGUGCUGCACUGCUACGAAGAGGAAGCACCAUGAGCAGCAGCAGCAGCAGCAGAAUUCAUUUCAGACAGACAAUGCAUGCAGGAGACAGCAGCUGCGGCGAAGACAGCCCCAAAGUGUGGGGUGCUGACACCCCGGAUCGUUUCCCUUUAUCUAGAGGGGCUUCAUCUCCUUUGCUUAGUCUUUAUCCAUCUGCUGCAGCAACAGCAGCAACUGCAGCAGCUACUGCUGCUGCUGCUGCUGAUGCACUCGAUGCUGCAGCAGAACCCCAGCAACUCACACCCCAGGCCGUGGCUUCUCUGUGGGCUCGCAGCGCCUGGGGGGCGCGGGAGGAAGCAGAGGACGAGCACGAGGAGACAGCAGCAGCAGCAGCAACAGCAGCAGCUGGGGGGCGCGGGAGGAAGCAGAGGACGAGCACGAGGAGACAGCAGCAGCAGCAGCAACAGCAGCAGCAGCAGCAACAGAAGCAGCAGCAGCAGAAGCAGAAGCAACAGCAGGAGACACCGCAGACAACAACUCUGACGCAGCUGCUGCAGCAACAAUGUGGGGCCCUGCUGCCUCUCCUUCCUCCUCAAGGUGUGAAUCCCCCAGGGGCAGUGCAUGCGAUGAGUCUCAGCAGCAGCAGCAGCAGCAGCAGCAGCAGCAGCAGCAGCAGCAGGCUGAGAACGCAGCAGCAGAGGGCGCUGCUGUCUUUCAACGCAGCCGCAAGAGGGGGACGGUUGUGGGGAGGCCGCAGCGGGGCAGCAGCAGCAAGCAGCAAGGGCCAGCAGCAGCACAUGCUGCUCUCAGCUUGCAGCAGCAGCAGCAGCAGCAGCUGUUGCAGCAGCAGCUACAGCAGCAGCAGCAGCAGGCAGAAGCAAAUGAACCAGAAGAUUCCGAAAGCGAUGGAGCCGCUGGGCAGCAUUCGCCCUCGGCUACAAAUGCAUCAGCAGCAGCAGCAGCAGCAGCUGCUGCUGCUGCUGCUGCUGCUGCUGCUGCUGGUGACGCGGCAUCAGAGACAGCUUCACAGGCGGAAGAGCAGCAAACUCGACAGCAGGAUGCAGACAAUGUUGAUGCAUGCCAUACAGCAGCAGCAGCAGCAGCAGCCGCAGCAGCAGCAGCAACAGCAGCAGCAGCAGCUGAGGCUGGCGGCUCUGGUGCUGGCGAGAGAGAAGAGGCAGCAGCUGAUGGACGGAGACAGGAGAUAG